AGCAACGAACACGCAUUCACACAGGGCUUCUUUUAUUGGUCAAAACGCAAGGAAUAUAGUGUCAUAGCAUGUCUAUCUUUGUUCAAUAUUACAUUGAGGAGUUGCUCUUAGAUGUCAUUCAGCUAACUGGAGCAUGAUCAAUCAUCAUAUAGCGAGAAAUCAUUCCGUCAAACGAGUUUCUUCAAAGAAAAAUCGAAUUCAACCCUAUAACAUCGCCGGAUCUUUUUUCGGUAAGCUCUGCAUGAGUAAAAACAUGGAAACCUUUGUGGAAUUGGGCAUUGCCUUUCGAUCUUUGAUCAUGGUGGCUGGGAUUCUAGGCAACAUCCUCAUCAUCCUCGUUUACGUUCGUAAACGCAUCCGAACCAGUACCGACGUGUUUAUCCUGUCUCUAGGUAUAGCGGAUCUAUCUGUGUGCGUUGCGAUGCCUUUGAAGAUCUUUGCGUCGUACAACCGUAGUUACACCAAUUCGGGUCUAUGUAAAAUCACGCACUACUUUUCCCUCAUCGGAACGUUUUUGUCUAUGUUUCUAACUCUAUGUAUUAGCAUUGAUCGCUACUUUGCUGUCUGUCGUCCUUUGUUAAAGAAGAAAAUUGUGACACCAAGUCGUGCGCUGAAGAUGGCUGUUGGGUGUUUACUGUUGGCAGCAGCUGUAGGUUCAGUGGCACUGUUCUCAGCUGGCAUAAGACGUGCUGGCCCUGUUUCGAUGUGUAGUAUACAUGCUUCAUAUGUGAACAUCAUUCAUAAUUAUAGCUUUUUGAUACUUGGAUUGUACUGUGUGUCUCUCUUUUUGAUCAUUCUCAUCUACAUUAAAAUAUACAAAACUUUACGGAAUAAAGCAUUAAGUCUUAAAAAGUGGUCCCUCCGAAAUAGGCCUAAUGUUUCGAAUAUGAGAGACAUUUGCGGGAAGAAAGUGCAUGCCCCGCACAAACGUGGCCUUCUGAGUAAACUAAACACUUUCAAAGGUAUUAAGAAAGUAGACUCUUUAGGAACUCGCGAGGCUUGGAAGCCAGAGAAUGCCACUGAUCUUCAUGAACCUGGGACAUCAGGUACCGCUGGGACAUCAUCAGGUACCGCUAGGACAUCAUCAGGUACCGCUAGGACAUCAUCAGGUGAGAUAAAUGCUAACGCAUCGACUUCUACUAACCAAUCAAAAUACAGUACUGAUGGCACCCUCCCUCAUCCGUUCGGCUUGUCGAGUGAUCGAAAUAUCGACAAUGAUUUACAAAGAUGUAAGAAUAAUUACAGCGACCAACAAGUACCUCCACAUGAGAUAAGUAUUAUCUAUCGUUCAUCCAGUCAUCGAUCGAAGAACUCUUGUCGUCAUCUCCAGGGCUCAGUUCUUGCGUCCAUAAAUGAGCAUCGAAAGCGAAUGAAAGGAAACAACAUCUCCAAGAUGAUAUUUCUUGUAACUGUCAUCUAUUUCGUUACCUGGGUCCCGCUACUGGUAUUUCAGUGCUUACCAGCAACAGUUAUAAUGGCCCUGCUUACCAAAUCAGAAGCUGGUUUCACCGUCGUUUAUUUGCUAACCCUUGCCCUGAAUGUGAAUCAUUUCAUUAAUCCAAUCGUCUACAGCUUUGUGAACGUAAGAUUUCGCAGAGAAUGCAAGGCUACAUUUGAAAGGAUGAAACGCCUAGUGAUUAAUUGAUAACCAAAUAGAUCAAGAAAAAGUCAAGAUGGCAUGGCUGUAUGUUGUCAUGAACGUUGUCAUGAAGCAUAUAUUUUCGUUAAUAUUUAUUUGAAAUAUGUACAAUUUAUUCAAGAUACGCACAACCGUACUUGGCUUCAUUAAAUAAAUUGCAAUUUUUGUCUCGCCUACAUAGCAGAGCGAGACUAUAGGUGCCGCUUUACCGACGGCGGCGUCGU
This is a messenger RNA of Lytechinus variegatus (green sea urchin), 1863 nucleotides long. RefSeq names its product D(2) dopamine receptor-like. Gene Ontology annotation, biological process: neuropeptide signaling pathway. The transcript has 2 exons. The record is from RefSeq and is a predicted model, not a curated record. Gene Ontology annotation, cellular component: membrane. NCBI's taxonomy places the organism in Eukaryota, Metazoa, Echinodermata, Echinoidea, Temnopleuroida, Toxopneustidae. The coding region runs from base 134 to 1645 and encodes 503 amino acids. Gene Ontology annotation, molecular function: neuropeptide receptor activity.